CAUUACUUUUGCGAGCUGUUUUUGCAUGACAUUCCCAUGGAAACCGGAAAACUUUGCUUAUUUUGCAACAAAAGUAGGUUUUCGCAUUGAUGAAGUGGAAUUUUUGUGAAAUAACAAAUUAAGUAAAAUGGUGGUAACGAAAACAGCUUCAGGUGUGAAGGUGGCAGCUGGAGGUGGCAAUGGCAAUGGCAACUGCACCAGUAACGGUGUUGCACGACGCACACCAACCACUGGGCCAUCAGACGGCGCACGCCCACCACAAACGGUGGCUAAGGACAAGUCAGACGUCUCGGCGGGCAAGGAGAAGUCAGCAUUGCUUACCAACAAAUGUAUACUGAGGACCAUCACCGCGUUUCUGGCGAGCAACAAACGCAACUCCUACAAUGCACAAAUUCGCGCCAAACAGACGAAUAGGCGACGUCGUCAGCGCAAGAUGGACGAGUUAAGCGGCAAAAUAAAUCCGAAAUUGUUGGAGAAUUUACGGAAAAAGACAAAGUUCACCAAAGCUGAGAUCGACGCUUUGUGUCGAAUCUAUCGAAAACUCAUAUCAAAUUGUCAAUAUUCAGCAAAAGCAUUAGCCACCGGUAGCUCCAGUGCGGCAAUAGUAAAACCGCAUGCAACAGUGGAGGGAAUUGAUCGCGUUGUGUUCCGCGAACUGCUGCACAGCACAUUCGAUAUUGUAACCGAAGAAAUUCUCAUGGAACGCUUAUUUUGUUGUUGGGAUCGCGCACACGUGGGCCUACCAUUACGUUUGGAGGGUUGGUUAACCGGCUUGUCGAUAUUCCUACGUGGCUCAUUAGCCGAGCGCGCAAACUUUUGCUUUCGCAUUUACGAUUUGAAUAGUGAUGGAUUCAUCACGAAGGACGAGAUGUUUACAUUGUUGCGUAAUUGUCUUAUCAAACAACCGCAAGACGAAGAUCCUGAUGAGGGUGUUAAGGAUUUGGUAGAGAUUGUGCUGAAAAAAUUCGACUUGGAUAAAGAUGGCAAGGUUUCCAUAGAAGAUUUUAUGAGUACUCUAGAGGCCGAACCCUUGCUGUUGCAAGCCUUUGGGCAAUGCUUACCAUCUGAGACGGCCACUGUUUCAUUCUUUUCAACAUUACAAAUAUAAAUUUCCAGUUCUACUGUUU
Messenger RNA from Bactrocera latifrons, 1127 nucleotides. Its product is annotated as EF-hand calcium-binding domain-containing protein 1-like. Gene Ontology annotation, molecular function: calcium ion binding. The transcript has 5 exons. Lineage: Eukaryota; Metazoa; Arthropoda; Insecta; Diptera; Tephritidae. The coding region runs from base 128 to 1108 and encodes 326 amino acids. The record is from RefSeq and is a predicted model, not a curated record.